Sardina pilchardus (European sardine) is the source of this 1596-nucleotide messenger RNA. RefSeq names its product NKAP domain containing 1 (gene nkapd1). The transcript is spliced from 6 exons. The record is from RefSeq and is a predicted model, not a curated record. The coding region runs from base 128 to 982 and encodes 284 amino acids. NCBI's taxonomy places the organism in Eukaryota, Metazoa, Chordata, Actinopteri, Clupeiformes, Clupeidae.
AGGUAAGCGGAAGUGAUUGGCUUAGAUGGAUAAUCAGUUAGCUUACUUCUUCCUCUAAUCAUUUAUGGUCAGCAAUUCAACGAAACACGUUUUUGUCACAGUUUCAGUGAAAUUUUAGCGUGCCAUCAUGGCAGGCGCGUCCCUUGGCAAAAAGUUGCUCAGAAACGUCAUCCGCCACACAGACAUACACAACAAGAUUCAGGAGGAGUCGGAGAUGUGGAAGCUGAGGGGCCGAGAGAAGCACGUACCGCCAUCUGACCACUCCAGCCGCAAACCGCCCUCCACUGCCAGGGGCUACAUGCACUGCGACCGCGAUGAGGACGACUCGUCGCCGUCGCGUGACAGAGGAGGGGUCCGAGAUCGCCUGUCCGAGAGACACGAGAGGGGGAGACCACUCUCUGACCGAGACGAGCGGGAGGCGCGGUACUGGACACGAAAGCUCUAUGAGUUUGAGGCCAACGAUCCAGACAGGUGGGGCCACAGUGGUUUUAAGGAACUCUACCCUGAGGAGUUUAAAUCAGAUGGCAGGGGCGAGAGCAGCGGCGGCGACGACAACGUCCGGCACAAGAAGAAGAAGUGCAAGAGCAGCCGCGAGGCCGACCACAGGAAGCACUCCAGCAAGUCCUCCAAGAAGAAGAAGAGGAAAAAGGAGAAGAAGAAGCAGCGGAGGGCGGAGACGUCGGACUCGGACUCCGGGGACUCGGACGGGGAGGCGCGCAGGAAGAGGAGGAGGAGAGAGGAGGAGAAGAGGAAGGUGCGCCGGAAAGAGAGGAGAGAGGACGAGAGCAGCUCGGAGGAGAGCGAGAGCGAGGGAGAGGGGGAGCGGGAGAGGGAGAGACGCGGAGGCGGAGGCGGAGGCGGACGCAGGAAGAGGCACAGACACAGACGCAACUCGGACUCCCACCAGGAGCGGCCCAGCAAGAAGAGAAAGAACUGGAAGGCUGCGGACGGGGAGAAGACGGACGAGAGCUCCGACGACUGAGACUGUUUCUCUCUCGCGCACACACACACACACACACACACGCACACACGCACACAUACACACACACACACACACACACACACACACACACACACGCACACACACUCCUGUGUCCUUACUCAGAGGCAUAGUUUAAUGUGUGGUGUGUAACACCUGAUGACUUCAGCAGCUGUGUCAUCAAGGCUUGUUUCAUCCUCAGGGACGGACACACACACACACACACACACACACACACACACACACACACAUACAGACCCACACAAUAUCUCUCUCCCUCUCAUCACUCCCUGUUCUGACACAUGUGGACCUGAACAAAGCAGUUGUAUUUUUAAAGAUUUUUUUAGUUUUUUGUGUCAAGGUUUUUUUUGUAAGUUAUUUUUGGUGCUUGUGAUAAAUCAUGAACAAUCUGGAAGAACACCUAAAGGAGUCUACCUCAGCAGUCCAGAGUGGGGAGGAUUUGCUUGGGACAUUCAGACUACAGUCUAUUAGUGAAAAUAGGACAUUUUAAGCCUCCCUACAGUUUCAAGUGAAAACGGGCAUCAACAUCAUGUAUCAGCCUGGUGUGACCGCCUACAAAUGAAAGUCAAAUAAAUCACAGCAUAUUUUUACAGCUA